Messenger RNA from Hermetia illucens (black soldier fly), 1946 nucleotides. Its product is annotated as alkylated DNA repair protein alkB homolog 8. The record is from RefSeq and is a predicted model, not a curated record. Bases 67 to 1908 code for a protein of 613 amino acids. Gene Ontology annotation, molecular function: S-adenosylmethionine-dependent methyltransferase activity; nucleic acid binding. The transcript is spliced from 5 exons. NCBI's taxonomy places the organism in Eukaryota, Metazoa, Arthropoda, Insecta, Diptera, Stratiomyidae.
UUCGUGUGGUGCAAAAGUAACAAGUGGGUUUUUGGGGUGAAGUGCUGAGUUUUCGUUGAAUGGAAGAUGAUUGAUUCAGGGAAAAAUAAAAAUUCCAAAAUACAAAGGAAACACAAGCGAUGUCAAGCAAUACUUUCGCGUGACGCUAAUGUGGAGUGUGUGUCACAUCCUACGAAGUUUAUAGCAAUAUGCAAUGCCGGACUGUCUACUGGACUCCAAAAAGAAACCAUUCUCGAAGAGGCGCUGAAGUAUGGACGAGUUAUCGACAUUGUCAUGCUUCCUAACAAAUCCUAUUGCUUCAUAAACUGCUACAACGAGGACGACGCGAAGAAUAUAUUCGACAAUAUGCACGGUCACGCGAAGCUUGGACAGAACGAAACAAUUAUCUACCUUUCGUAUAUCAAAGAAAUCCCAGAGGCGCCUAAUCAGUAUAAUCAAGAUUUGCCUGAAGGUUUGAUAAUAAUAAAUGACUUUGUAUCUGCCGAUGAGGAGAGAAUCUUAUUGGAGGCCAUACGAAUGUCUGAGGAACCGCUGGAAAAUAAUCUUCUGAAGCACAGACGAGUGAAACAUUUUGGAUAUGAAUUUUUGUAUGGCAUCAACAAUGUCGAUCCAGAGAAGCCUUUGGAAGAAAAUAUACCCGUUGAGUGCGAUGCUUUGUGGAAAAGACUUGAAGACAAAGUGCCGGAUAGACUAGCUUUGGUCCCGGACCAGUUGACGGUGAACAUUUACGAACCUGGGCAAGGAAUACCGCCGCACGUUGAUACACACAGUGCCUUCUUAGAUCCCAUCUACUCAUUAUCUUUAGAAAGUGAUAUUGUUAUGGAGUUUCGUCGAAGCAAUAAUAAUCACGUCCCAGUUGUUCUUCCCCGUCGUUCCUUACUAAUAAUGUCUGGUGAAUCGCGCUAUGCGUGGACGCAUGGCAUUACCCCGAGACAUAUGGAUGUAAUUCCAAGUAAAGAAGGAGGUGGCCUUACUAUCCACCAUCGAACUCGACGAACUUCAUUCACAUUCCGUAAAUUGAGGCGAAAUCGAUGCGACUGCGCCUACCCCGAAUUGUGCGAUACUUAUGCUGCAGAGCAGAAAAGUAACGAGGAUAAAUUAGCUAGCGUUGCUGCCAAAUUGGAAGAGGAAAACGUCCAUAAAGUGUACGAUGAAAUAGCAAAUCAUUUCAGUGAAACUCGUUACAAACCUUGGCCAAAAGUUGAAAAUUUUAUCAAAUCAUUUGAAUGUGGAUCUGUAGUCAUGGAUGUUGGCUGUGGUAAUGGGAAAUAUCUAAGCGUGAAUCCAAACAUUAUCGAGAUCGGAUGCGACCGGAGUGAAGGUCUCUUGCAAGUUUGUUCACAAAGAAAGUGUCACGUGUUCCAGUGUAAUUGUCUGAAUUUGCCAUUCCGAGAUAACUCAGUUAAUGGAUGCAUCAGCAUUGCAGUUAUACAUCACCUGGCAACAGAGGCGCGACGAUUACAGGCAAUAGCUGAAAUGGCCCGAGUUCUAGUUUCCAACGGUCGUUGUCUAAUUUAUGUCUGGGCCAAGAACCAAGAGUUCAAUUGUGAGAAGUCGAGUUACUUACACCGUAAUAGAAAUAAUCGAAUGCAAAACACAAAAUCAGUUUCAAAUGAAAACACUCAAUCGCUUUCAUCGAAAAGCGAACUUGUCGACUUACCUGUUCAUAUGAAUCGAACACAGUUUCAAGAACAGGACGUUUUCGUCCCAUGGAAAUUAAAAUCAUCGGGUCCUAAAAGUAUCGAAACAACUACGGAGGAUGGCGGCGUGAAAAAAGAAUUUUUACGAUAUUAUCAUGUUUUCGAAGAGGGAGAAUUAGCUCAGUUGUGUGCGCGUAUUGAAAGCAUUGAAGUGGAGUGCGCUUACUACGAUCAAGGCAAUUGGUGUGUUAUAUUUAGAAAGAAAUGAUUAUGUGAUGAAAAUAAAGAAAUUUAUAUGAAAAGUGA